Messenger RNA from Homarus americanus (American lobster), 645 nucleotides. Its product is annotated as tetra-peptide repeat homeobox protein 1-like. The coding region runs from base 1 to 645 and encodes 214 amino acids. Lineage: Eukaryota; Metazoa; Arthropoda; Malacostraca; Decapoda; Nephropidae. The record is from RefSeq and is a predicted model, not a curated record. The transcript has a single exon.
AUGACAGGGCCCCCAGGGUGCCGCCGUUCUCUGGCAGGGCCCCUGGGAGAGCAACUGGGUUCGCCACCUGGCAGGUCCCCAGGGGCGCCUCUGUACUGGAAGGCCGCCGGGGAGUUCCGCUGUCCCUGGGGCGCCACCAGCCCCUUGCAGGGUCCUGCGGUGCUACACCCCCUGGUAGGACCCCUGGGCGCCAGCGCCUUUGGCAGGGCCUUGGUGGCACCGCCGUUUGGAAAGGGCCCCUGGGAGAUCCGCAUCCCUGGCAUGGCCCCACCAGACGUCACCGCCCCUGAAAGGACUGCUGGAGUGCCGUUGUCCCUGGAAGGGUUUCUGGGUGCGCCGCUGUCCCUGGGAGAGCCCCUGAGAGCCCCUGGGGGCGCUACGGUCCUGGAGGGGCCCCUGGGCGCUGCCACCCCUGGCAGGGUCUCUAGGGACACCGCAGUCCCUGGAAGGGCCCCUGUGGGCGUCACCGUCACUGGAAGUCCCAUAGGGGCGCCAUCGUCUGUGGAAGGCCCCUGGGAGCUGCUGUCCCUGUCACGGCCCCUGGUGGUGCCACCGCCCCUGAGAGGGGCCCUGGAAGCGCUGCUGUCCCUGAGAGAUUCCCUGGGGGCGCUUAGCACCCAUGAUAGGGGCCCCUGGGGAUGCUGA